Messenger RNA from Durusdinium trenchii, 1383 nucleotides. Lineage: Eukaryota; Dinophyceae; Suessiales; Symbiodiniaceae. The record is from the annotation of a GenBank genome assembly.
AUGACAAGAUCUUGGACAAUUCAGCAGGCAUUUUUUCAAUCAAGCGGCAGUGGCAGCAUGGGCAACAAGCCUGCUGAGCUUCCCGUCUCCAUUGAGUAUGCCGUGCUCAAAGAUGCUGCUGCUGGAGCUCCAGUUCCUUCUCAUGGAGAGACCAGCCCAGGAAUCGACCGAUCAGACGAUCGCUUCAAGGAUUUGCCCAGAGAUGCCACCAUCAAGGAGUACAAGAUCCCAGUGGCCCCGGCGAACUACCAGAGUCAAGUCGUUGAGACCUUGCGAGGUGCAGUGGCUUCCAUGCCGGAACCUGUUGGCCACAAUGGGCCCCGCUACAUGGGCCCAUCCUCGUUGAACGAAGCCUCCAUUCGACAGAUGGUGCAGAGCUUUAAGAAUGGCCAGCUCUUGCCCAUGAAGGAUGCUUACAAGCUGGCAAUUGAUGCCUUUGACAUCCUGGUGAAGGAAAAGACCCUUGGAAGGAUCAACGUGCCUGUGGGAAAGAAGGUCACUGUGGUGGGCGAUCUUCAUGGCCAGCUCUUCGACUUUGAUCACAUGUUGAGCCUCGCAGGUUUCCCUUCAGCUGACAAUCAGUUUUUGUUCAAUGGUGACUUCGUAGAUCGCGGACCGUGGAGUGUCGAGGUCAUGUUCACCAUUCUGGCCUUCAAGGUUUGGCAACCCAACGGUGUUGGCAUGAACCGUGGCAAUCAUGAGGCUGAAAUGGCAAACCAUUUCUAUGGCUUCUUUGGAGAGCUCGAGGUGAAGUACGAAAAGCGUAUGACAGAUUUGUUUGCUGAGAUCUUCCGAGCCACACCAUUGUGCCACGUCAUCAACAAUGAGAUCUUUGUUGUGCAUGGAGGCAUCCCAGGACCUGAUCCUCGAGUGUGGUGGAAGGGCAUGGACAAUCAGAUCAGCUUCGAUGGUCGUCAGCUUCAGAUUAGCUUGUCAGAGAUUGAGAACUCCAACCGCUUCAUGGAGCCAAACCCUGAUGAGAAUCCGCUCAUGGUUGACCUCCUUUGGUCAGACCCCAAGGGCAAAGACGGUUACGGGCCAUCCGGCCGAAUGUCUUCCGGUAUCUACUUGUUUGGUCCAGAUGUCUCAAAGAACUUCAUGGAGUACAACGGUCUCAGAAUGACACUCCGCUCCCACGAAGUGAAGGCUCAGGGCUACAGAUAUGAUCACGAAGGUCAGUAUCCCUUGAUCACAGUCUUCUCAGCCCCCAAUUACGUGGACAAAGCUGGCAACAUGGCUUCUGUGGCAGUGCUCACUAAUGACGGCACCAAAAUGGCUGGCCCGGAGUUUGUUCAGUAUUCUGCGCAGCCACAUCCUGACGUGCCAUCUGGCGCAUAUGCUGUGGGCGGCCCACUCCACCCUGAGAAUCAGCCAGCUAGAUGA